Molecule: messenger RNA, 1936 nt
Organism: Entelurus aequoreus (snake pipefish)
Lineage: Eukaryota; Metazoa; Chordata; Actinopteri; Syngnathiformes; Syngnathidae
Gene: dph5
Product: diphthamide biosynthesis 5
Exons: 7
Coding region: 131-988 (285 amino acids)
Biological process (GO): protein histidyl modification to diphthamide
Molecular function (GO): diphthine synthase activity
Source: RefSeq, a predicted model, not a curated record
GUAACUGUCGUAAAGUCUUGAUUUACGGCACACGGAAACUAAACCAGUGCUACUGAGUCCACGUGAGUGCAGACUGGCUCAAAGUACCAUUUUUUGAAGCUGCUUUUUGGGGCAAACGUUUCCGAUCAGGAUGCUCUACCUGAUCGGGUUGGGUCUGGGGGACGCCACGGACAUCACAGUGAAAGGUCUGCAGACCGUGAGGAAGUGCUCCCGGGUCUACUUGGAGGCCUACACCUCCAUGCUAACUGUGGGCAAGGAAGCUUUGGAGGAGUACUACGGAAAGGAGCUGAUCCUGGCCGACCGGGAUCUGGUGGAGCAGGAAGCUGACGAGAUCCUUAAGGACGCUAAAGAGACAGACAUAGCCUUUCUGGUGGUGGGAGACCCCUUUGGCGCUACCACUCACAGUGACCUCGUCCUCAGAGCGGUGCAUGCUGGGAUAUCAUAUCGGGUCAUCCACAAUGCCUCCAUCAUGAACGCGAUUGGCUGCUGUGGCCUGCAGCUGUACAACUUUGGGGAGACGGUUUCCGUGGUCUUCUGGACGGACACAUGGAAACCCGAAAGCUUCUACGACAAAAUCUGUAAAAACCGAUCAGCUGGACUGCACACUCUUUGUUUACUCGAUCUCAAAGUGAAGGAACAGUCAGUGGAGAACAUGAUGAGAGGGAAGAAGAUCUACGAGCCUCCCCGCUUCAUGAGCGUGUCGCAGGCGGCCAACCAGAUGGUCCAGAUCGUCCAGAGGAGGCGGGAGCAGGGGGAGGAGCUUGGCGGUGUGACGGAGGACACCGUGUGCGUAGGCGUGGCCCGGCUCGGCGCUGACGACCAGAAGAUCUGCACGGCCACGUUGGGUCAGCUGGUGUCAUGUGACCUCGGCGCGCCGCUCCAUUCGCUGGUGGUCACCGGCAAGCUCCACCCCCUGGAGGUGGACAUGUUACGGCUCAACGCUCAACCGGACGCACUGCGGCACCUGAGCAUGGAGGACGGCUCGUAGCGCGCACACACACACACACACACACACACACACACACACACACACACACACACACACACACACACACACACACACACACACACACACACACACGUUAUCAUUUGGAAUGGGGAGCAAGUUUUUGAUCAUCACUUGUGGGGACCACCCUUUCUACAGGUUGUGGAGGCAUAACAUUUUUUAGGUAAAAUGUCCACCGCCCAGUUAGCUCAUACACAUCUUUAAAUCUCUGGAUUGAUGAAGUAAUGUGCUGAUCAUUCUUACUGGGGACCCUGGGGAAAAAAAGAGUUAAUAUGGUUCAUGGGGACCAAAUUUAAAUAAUUUUGCAUAAUUCACACAAAUUUGUAUGUGACUACUGAGGACCAUUUUAAAAAAAAAAUUAAAAAAAGUUCAAAUUAAAUAUGACAUGAUCCUCAGAAUCAUUUAAAAAGGUUUCCCUUUAGGCAGGGGUCGGCAACCCGCGGCUCCGGAGCCGCAUGCGGCUCCUUGACCACUCUGAUGCGGCUCAGCUACAUACAUGCCGACACCCCCGAUUUUCCCAGGAGAUUUAUGGAUCUCAGUGUCCCUUAUAGAUUACUCCCAGGGAAAGAAUAAUACUUUUUACACUCUAAUUAUUAAAUUAAGGGCGUGCCCUAAUUGCACUGCAGUAAUUGCCCUCUAUAGCAUUUACAUACAGCGUGCCAGUUCAGCCACAUGUCGCAUGUUGUUAUUACUUGCGCACACAGGAGACAGCAAAGCAUACUUACUCAUCAGCCACACAGCUUACACUGACGGUAGCCGUAUCAAACAACUUUAACAUUGUUACGUUACAAAUAUGCGCCACACUGUGAACCUACACCAAAAAAGAAUGAAAAACACAUUUCUGGAGAACAUCCCACCGUAACACAACAUAAACACAACACAACCAUUACCCAGAAUCCCAUGCAACUCUAACUCUUCCGGUCUACAUUA